AUGAGGGCGGUUUCCCGGCCGGGUCGGGCUCCGCCGCCGCCGCUUUUCCUCCUCGCCGUGGCGCUUCUGACGGGGCCCGCGGGAGCCUACAAGCUGAACGUGCCGAAAGUGUUGCUGCCCUUCAGCCGGGAUAAGCGGGUCCCCGUGUCCAGCCUGAGGAACACCGUUCUGGAGCUAGCGUUGUUUGACCAGCACCGGAGGAAAUUCGACAACUUUUCUUCUCUCAUCCUGGAGUGGACCUCGGCCAAUGAAAGCCUGGCUCGCUUCACUCACCCGAGAUCCAUGCAGAUGGUGGACAAGGAUGAUGGGACCGGACAGACAAGGCUCCACGGACACCAGCUGUUGGAGGUCCAUCAGAUCAAAGGGACGGUUCUGAUUGCGGUCAACUUUGUGAAAUAUUCGGAGAGAGGUAGCCCAAAAGAGGUCUCUAACUCUCCCGCUUCUGCAGCUGUGGAGCUCUUGUUGGUUGACGAUGUGACGGUGGUCCCCGAUAACGUCACCAUGUACAACCACCCCGAUGUCAAGGAGGUCUUUGCUCUGGUGGAAGGCUCCGGGUACUUCCUCGUCAACAGCAGCACCCAGGACAUGGCCAACAUCACCUACCUGGAAACGGAGAGCGCCAUCCAAGUAGUUCCAGUUCUGCCUGGUUCUUUGGCCCUGGAGAUCUACGACCUCUGCCUCGCCUUCCUGGGACCGGCUACGGCUUACGUGCGAGUAUCGAACAUGUACGAAUUGGAAGUGGAUUUGAUUGACAAGGUUGAGAUUGGCAAGUCCGUGCUGGUCUCGGUGCGAGUAUUGGGGUCUCACCACUCGGCCUUCCGCAGUAAAUAUUUCACCUACAUGCACCUCCAACUGAAAGCAGCCUCUCCGAUCGUGAGCCUGACGCCGAUGGAGGAACUCGGCGAUUAUUCCGAAGUCUACAUGCUCCGAGCUGUAGCAGUUGGCCAGACGACGUUAGUGGCUACGGCUUGGGACAAAAUGGGAGUCAAAUUCACGUCCCCGCCACGGAAAGUGGAGGUGUUCCCCCCUUUCAGGCUGUUCCCCGAAAAAAUGACCCUCAUCCCCCACAACAUGUUGCAGGUGAUGUCGGAAGGGGGACCCCAGCCUCAGUCGCUGAUCCACUUUUCCAUCAGCAACCGAAGCGUGGCCGAGGUGAACGGGCUGGGGCAGGUCAGCGCCAAGGCCGUGGGCACAGCCGUGAUCCUGGGCACCAUCCGGGCCGUCAACGAAGACACGGGAAAAGUCAUCGUCUUCUCCCAGGAUCAAGUUGAGCUGGAAGUGGUUCAGCUGCGGAUGAUUCGAAUCCAUGCCCCGGCCACCCGACUCGUCACCGGCACCCAGAUGCCCGUCUACGUUGUGGGCCUGACCAGCAGCCUGACUCCCUUCUCCUUCGGCAACUCUCGCCCACCCCUCACCUUCCACUGGGCAGUGAGCAAGCGAGACAUCUUGGACCUUCUCCCCAGGCACUCGGAGAUUUCGCUGGCCCUUCCUCCGGAGAGCAACUUCGCCAUGGCGGUCCGGACCAGUGCCGCGGGCAGGACCAGCCUCAGGGUGGCGGUGCGGACUUCGGACGCUGAAGCCGGACAGUUCGAAGGAAACGUCACCGAACUCUCGGACGAGGUGCAGAUCCUGGUGUUCGACAAACUUCAGCUCUUCUCUCCGGAGUGCCCCGUGGAGCAGAUCCUGAUGUCCAUGAAUUCGCAGCUCAAGUUACUUACAAACAGGGACGGGGCCGCCUUUGUCAGCACCCAGAUCCUGCAGUGCUUCCCGAAUUCCUCGGUCAUCGAAGAGGACGGGCAUGGCCUCUUGAAAGCCGGGGCCGUCACGGGGACAGCGGUCCUGGAGGUGACCUCCCUGGAGCUCUUUGGCGCCAACCAGACGGUCAUCACAGGCGUGCGGGUGGCCCCAGUCUCUUACCUGGAGAUCAGCAGCACCCUAAAACUCUACACUGCCACCCGGGCACCUCUGCCGGCGUUUCCCUUGGGCAUGGCUUUGACGCUGACCGUCCGGUUCUUCGACAGCGCCGGGGUCCGGUUCCACGCCCAGAACAACCAGCUGCACCUGGCCUUGAACAGGGACGACCUCUUGCUGAUCCGGCCCAGCAACCAGAAUUACACCUACACCGCCCAAGCUGUGAACCAAGGCGUGACCCUGGUGGGUGUUUGGGACGAGAGACACCCGGGCAUGGCCGACUACAUUUCUGUCCCCGUGGAACACGCCAUCGGGCCCAAUCUCUCCGCCCCGCUGGCCGUGGGAGACGUGGUCUGCUUCAGCACACCCCUAGUUAACCAGGAAGGAGAACCUGGCACUUGGCAGGUCAGCCCUGGCGACGUGCUGGAGAUGGACGUUGUGAGCGGAGCGACCUUCGCAAAACACCCGGGAAAAGCCACCGUCUUCCACGAAAUCCCGGGGAUAGUGAAAACGUACCGAGAGGUUGUCGUUCACGGCCCGCCGAGACUCCGCCUUCAACUUGGGCCCAAAAACUUCCUCACCAAUGCCGCCAACGCCUCCGAAUUCCGGGUUUUCAUCUCCACAAGCGGCCCGGCCACUCUUCAAGGUCCUUGUGGCUCUGAGCAAAUUGAGGCCAUCACCGACCUGCUUUCUCCAGAAUCGCAGCUGAUCUGCCAGCUGGAUUUCAACCCUGGCAUCCUGGAUAUUCCAGCCAGCAAAAUAUUCCACAUCCAGCCGGCAUUUUACCCAGAUAAAGGGCUCUACGCUUGCCUGGUGACGGUGAAAGCCCACCCCGAGGAGGACCUGCUGGCGCUCAGCACAGCCGAGGGCUUCGUGGACGUCUCCGCCGCUCUCGGCAGCGAGCGAAGCCCAGAAACCCCAAACCGGGUCACGGUUCCGUUUUGGCCCGCCUUCUUCCUCAACCAGAGCGAGAUUGUCCUGAGCAGCUCACAGAUGACCAGUGAAAUCUUGGUGUUGGGGGCCAGGAGGGUGACGGAAGCCAUCGAGGCCCAUCCCACGUCUCCUGUGGUACAAGUGGACGCCCCCCUCUUCCUCCCGGACAUGCCCGGGCUUGUCCUCUUCGCCGUCCGCGUGGUCAACCUCACCUCCCUCCACCGGAGGGCAGCACCGGUCUUCGUCAACCUCUCCUGCAGCCUCACCGGCCAGCGGGCGGCUGUCCUGGUGCGGCCGGAGCAGGAGCAACCUCUCGGCUUUGAUCUCUGCGCGGAGGCCAGCCUCGUCCGGCAGCUGGUGGGCUCCUACCAGGUCCUCCUCUUCACCGUCUUCGCCGUCCUGGCGUCCACCAUGGUCAUCUUCCUCAUUUACAAUGCCUUCCUCAACAGAGUCCAGACCGUCCCAGUGGUCUACAUCCCGUCGGCCUCAACGCAGGACGGCUACCUGUACCCUCCUCCGAGUGCUCAGCACCAGCCUUCCAGCCUCAGGAACAGGACCCAGGCCUGGCUGUGGAGCGUGCGAAGAUGACUUUCGAGAAGAAGGCGGCGGGCAAGAGUAAAACCCGUGAACUUUU
This is a messenger RNA of Pseudonaja textilis, 3478 nucleotides long. The record is from RefSeq and is a predicted model, not a curated record. Lineage: Eukaryota; Metazoa; Chordata; Lepidosauria; Squamata; Elapidae.